AUGCCAAAGGUAACGAAACGAAAAGCAAGAAAGGCUGAGUCAACUGACGAAGAAACCGCUGACCAACCAGUCAUUACAGUUGUUGAUAAGACACCGAAAAAGGCCGUGAAACGAAAGGCAUCCAGUUCAGUAGAUAAAAACGCGAAAAAGGUCUCAUGUACCAAUGAAGUAUCGACACUUGAAGAAGCUACCCAAGAACUUGAAGAUGAGGAAGUUCAAUUGCCAAAGACUAUGACAUUAAAAGCUUCUAGUCGUCUGUCGCCUAAAGGUGAAAAGGCCACGUUGAAAUUAGUGUCAUGGAAUAUAAACGGUAUUCGCGGUUGGUUGGCAAAUGGUGGAUUGAAAUAUAUUGAACAAGAGAAUCCCGAUGUAAUCGGUUUCCAAGAAUUGAAAUGUGAUAAAGAAAAAAUCCCGAACGAUGCAACACCAACGGGUUACAAAUCCUAUUGGCUCUCUGGUGAUACAGCGGGUUAUUCCGGUGUUGGUCUUCUGACUAAAAUCGACCCAAUUGAUGUGAAAUUUGGUAUUGGAAAUGCUGAACACGAUACUGAAGGACGUGUCAUUACUGCUGAAUAUGAUAAAUUCUAUUUUGUCGUUUCGUAUAUACCAAAUAGCGGUCGUAAAUUAGUCCGUCUUGGAUAUCGUCAACAGUUUAAUGAAGCAUUUCGAAGUUAUUUGACUGAACUUGAUGAGAAGAAACCGGUGAUCUGGUGUGGUGACCUAAAUGUAUCACAUCAGAGCAUCGAUUUAGCAAACGCCAAAUCGAAUACAAAAACAGCUGGAUAUACUCAAGAAGAGCGUGAUGAUUUUGCAAAGAUUCUCGCCGGAGGUUUCCUUGAUUCAUUUCGCCAUCUUUAUCCUGAAGAACGCGAUGCGUACACAUUCUGGUCGUACUUUCGAAAUGCUCGUGCACGAAAUAUUGGCUGGCGAUUAGAUUAUUUUAUCAUUUCUUCUCGAUUACAAGAGAACCUCUGUGAUGUGAUACAUCAAACGGGUGUUUAUGGCUCAGAUCAUUGUCCCAUUGUUCUGUUAUUGUCAUUUAAUAUAUUGAAGAUUCUUGAUAAAUACUCGUAUACCAUUCCGCCAUCGUUUCCUCAAGAGGCUGUUUUAAACAAGUUUGAUUUAAUCUAUUUUGAUAUUUUAUCUAAGGGCACAUGCUUUCAACUGUUGUUGAUGGGAUGUAAGAAUUCGAAGCAUGAAUUAUCCAAAGGAGACCUUGAAUUUUUAAAAACCCAUACAUCAUACUCCGAAAAGAAAAUCAAAACUUGGUACCGAGGUUUCAUGCGAGAUUGUCCCAACGGUGAAUUGACACGCGAUUCAUUUAUUCAAAUAUACAGGCAAUUUUUUCCCAAAGGUCGUGCGGAAAACUUCUGCGAACAUGUCUUUCGUGCUUUUGACACUGAUAAUAGCGGAAAAAUUGACUUUAAAGAGUUUCUGCAAGCAAUUAACAUCACGUCCCAAGGUACACCUGAUAAAAAAUUAGAUAUGGCAUUUCGGAUGUAUGAUUGUAAUGGUGAUGGCUCGAUUGAUCAAACGGAAAUGAGACGUAUCAUAGGCGCUAUUUACGAGCUAAUUGGUGAUGAAAUCGAUAAACGAGAACGGCAAAUUGAAGCGGAAGAGCGUGCGAUGAAUAUAUUUACGAUGAUGGAUAAAAACUCGGAUGGGAUAUUGAGUCGAGAAGAGUUCGUCGAUGGAUGUUUGAAUGACGAACAACUUUAUCAAUUAUUAACACAAUCGAGUCGAUUGGGUGACGGUCGAGGAUCGCAGUCGUCACUCGAAGAUUAUCGAACUUCGCAAACGAGAAUUCUUUUUGUUAUCAUAUAUUUUUCUGUUCCAUAUCGAACGGUAACUGAAACUUUACACAGCUCAAAACAAUGGCUAAAGCAGUUGAGUGUCGAGAUUACCGAGACUAUCAUAACGACACUUGCACAUUUAUUCCUCGUAUUUUGUGUCAUUGGUGAUAAACUGCUUGGUCUUGGCUUAACCGUUUUAGCUGGCUGGUUAUUUGUUCUCUUUGUUGCAUUGGGUGUAACUGCAGAUUCUUAUUUUUGUCCUGCCCUUCGUGUUAUCGCUCGAGUUCUUAAAUUAUCAGAAAACAUUGCGGGCGUUACAUUCCUUGCUUUUGGUAACGGUGCACCGGAUAUAUUUUCUGCUAUAGCAGCUGUGAGUAGUGCUAAGGGUGGUGAUGUUGGUUUAGCCUUUGGUGCUCUUUUCGGUGCGGGUGUAUUCGUUACUACAGUUGUUGCUGGCACAAUAUGCCUCGUUACACCAUUUCGUUCGAUUCAACGACCAUUGUUACGAGACAUCAUCUUUUUCAUCAUUGCUUCAUUUGGUGCCUAUGUGGCAAUGUACGAUGGAAAGAUAUACUUUGCCGAAAGCUUGGGCUUUAUUAUUAUGUAUGUCGUGUAUUUGAUUGUUUUAAUCGGUGGAUACUUCGUUAAUCGACGAAUCAAAGAUCGUCGAGCAUUAUUACAAGCUGCACAUACAGAAGCAGCUGCUAAAACUUACGGUUCAAUUCAAACACCGGAAACAACAGCAGUAUCAGUUGACGAAGUCGAAACUGCUAUUCCCGAUGAAAGCUAUGUUCAACCUGACGUUUCACUUGCAUUAUAUCUUCGUCAUGCAUUUCUACCAAGAGAUGAUGUUCCAUGGUCUGAGAGAGGCAAAUGUGGUAAAGUUCUCUCAAUUGUCAAGUUACCCGUCAGUCUAAUCCUUCAUUUCACAGUCCCAUUGGUUGACUAUGAAAAGCCAGAACAUAAUUGGAAUAAACUUUUGAAUUCAUUCCAUCUUCUUUCGGGUCCUUUGGUUGUGUCACUGUUGACCCAAUUGGGCUUUUAUAAAAUUGCGAACGUUUUUCCGAUAUGGGCUGUUGUCGCUAUUGUUGGAACAAUACUUUGUUUCGCAAUGUUAAUCGUAACUGAGCAUCACUCGAAACCGAGAUACCAUGCGGGUUUUGCCUUUCUUGGUUUCGCUGUAUCUGUUGUUUGGAUUUAUUCAGUUGCCAAUGAAAUCGUUAAUUUAUUAACAACAUUUGGUAUUGUCUUCGAUAUCAGUAAUACCAUUCUUGGUUUAACUUUUCUCGCGUGGGGAAACAGUCUGAGUGAUUAUGUUUCCAAUGUUGUAUCAGCUCGACAGGGUUAUCCAAACAUGGGUAUAUCAGCUUGCUACGGUGGUCCACUUUUGAAUUUUCUCAUGGGUCUUGGCCUUCCAUUUUCAUACGUCACAUUGAAAACCGGUGCACCAUUUUCUAUUGAUAAAUCCUUAUUACAAAACGUUAUCGCCUACUUUCUCUUCGGCAGUUUAGCUGGUACACUCCUAUUCAUUCCAUUGAAUAAAUUCUACUACAAUCGUCGAUUUGGUUCAAUAUUAAUCAUCUAUUAUGUCAUCUUCCUAGUUCUGGCUAUUCUGAUUGAAACAAAUGUUAUUGGAUAA
Messenger RNA from Adineta ricciae, 3432 nucleotides. NCBI's taxonomy places the organism in Eukaryota, Metazoa, Rotifera, Eurotatoria, Adinetida, Adinetidae. The record is from the annotation of a GenBank genome assembly.